Penicillium arizonense is the source of this 1065-nucleotide messenger RNA. Its product is annotated as ribonuclease III. Gene Ontology annotation, molecular function: double-stranded RNA binding; ribonuclease III activity. Gene Ontology annotation, biological process: primary miRNA processing; regulation of gene expression; rRNA processing. The transcript has 2 exons. The coding region runs from base 1 to 1065 and encodes 354 amino acids. The record is from RefSeq and is a predicted model, not a curated record. Lineage: Eukaryota; Fungi; Ascomycota; Eurotiomycetes; Eurotiales; Aspergillaceae. Gene Ontology annotation, cellular component: nucleus.
AUGUCUGAUUCCGAUGCUACUCAGAACCUACAGAAAAGGCCAAAGGUACAUCGCUCAGCACGGCCAUUCGUGACUGGGCUUUCUAUUGCCGAUGAUGGUAGUACAGCUAUGAAGGCUAGCACCGAUUCCCGUCUCCUUCUCUUGCAGCGCCUUGUUCGGGAGACUUUGGACAACCCCGACCUCACUGGUGCUGACUCGGAGGUGAUGGAAGCACUCUCAAGUCUAGAUGAAAAACUUCGUCAGACAACGAAUCCAUUCCCCAAUAAAGGUUCCACUAGGACUCGGCAGGCUCCAGGAGGUCGUCACUUCGAACACGAUCUAACAGGAAUCGAUGGAUUAUCUACACCUGCGCUACCCUCAGUCAUGGAUGACAAGUUGAGAGCCGCUGUGUUUACCCAUCCAGCCUUGAGCAACAAUAACAACACCACCUAUGACCGGCUUGAGAUUCUUGGCGAUGCAUACAUUGAGCUGAUUGCAACAAAAUUUGUUUGGGAGAGGUUUCCCGGCUUACCAUCUGGUCGAAUAUCACAAAUUCGGGAGGUACUUGUCAAGAAUGAGACCCUUUCGGGAUUUGCGGAGACUUUUGGUUUCGAUCGCAAGGUUGCGGUGCCUUCAAAUUACAACAACCCAUCGAAGAGAUGGACAAAGACCAAAGGCGACGUGUUCGAGGCUUACGUUGCUGCAGUCAUACUAUCGGAUCCGGUUAAUGGAUAUCAAGUAGCUGAACAUUGGCUGACCAGUUUAUGGAUGCCGAUUCUCAAAAACCUGGGUCCCCAGAAAGGCGGCUUGCGCUCUAAGGAGGCUCUCGCUAAAAAGAUAAUGGGUAAAAACAUCAAACUUGAAUAUCUCGAGGAACGUCCGUCCGUCCAGCUAAAAGGUGGCACCCAGACCUUCUUCAUCGGUUUAUACCUCACUGGGUGGGGAUGGGAGAAAAGACAUUUGAGCUCUGGUCAAGGCUUGAGUAAGGCGGCUGCGGGUGAUGAGGCUGCGGAGAAUGCUUUGCUGAACAUCUCUUUAAUUUCGGAGAUAGUCUCGGCGAAAGAAUCUCAAGAAUCGAAGAUGUGA